AUGUCUCAAGAUUUGUCAUGGAGAUUACAAAAGCUUAAAGAACGUCAAGAACGAUUACAACAGCAGAAAGCUCAGAAGGCUGCAGACGCAAUUGCCAACAGAAACAGCGAUAGUUGUGUCAAUUAUUCCUCCGUCAGCUACCAAGAAAACUCUGAAGAGUCGUCAACAAUAAACAGUCCAUAUUCUCUCGAAGAAGUCGUGACAACAACAUACACCAAUCCUAACCCUGUCUGCAGAUUUAGUCCAUUAUACAACACCCAGGAGUCAUCCAACAAUUUGAACACAGUAUCGUCAUCAAAUGUUUCCAGUACCUCAGCUUCCAGCGUCAUUCCAAGUUUUGCCAGAAGACCUAGCGAAUUUGGUAACUCAACCUCUGCCUCAAACUCUUCCAGAAAUCUGGUUUACUCAAGCAACUCCAACAGCUCGUUAUCCAUGAUUGGUGCCAGUAGCACUACUAGCAGUAUCAGCCAGCAUUCCUCAAUGAUCGUUAAUGGUAGUUUGGCUGGUGGAAACUUUCAAAACUUGAUUAAUAAUAGCAUGGAUGUCAAAAGAAAGUCAACCCAAGGAAAUGGUAAUUUCAAACCUGCCGAUAACCUCAAUAAUAACAACAACACUAAUACCCUCAAGAAAACUAUUGAUGAUGCUCAAACUAACGAUUUAUUAAGCUCUUGA
Molecule: messenger RNA, 672 nt
Organism: Saccharomycopsis crataegensis
Lineage: Eukaryota; Fungi; Ascomycota; Saccharomycetes; Ascoideales; Saccharomycopsidaceae
Exons: 1
Coding region: 1-672 (223 amino acids)
Source: RefSeq, a predicted model, not a curated record